Molecule: messenger RNA, 1032 nt
Organism: Nicotiana attenuata
Lineage: Eukaryota; Viridiplantae; Streptophyta; Magnoliopsida; Solanales; Solanaceae
Product: maf-like protein DDB_G0281937
Exons: 9
Coding region: 114-728 (204 amino acids)
Molecular function (GO): nucleoside triphosphate diphosphatase activity
Source: RefSeq, a predicted model, not a curated record
UUUUUCCACCUUAAAACCACUCGUUUUCUUUUUCUUCAGAUAUUCUCGUUUGCUUAUCUCCAAAGCUAACCGUUACACUCUUAGACAUAGGUGAGAAAGAGGCGGGCAAACAAAUGGCUCCGAAAAACUUGUCAUUCAAGAUAAUCCUGGGUUCUUCCUCCAUGGCACGUCGGAAAAUUCUAGCUGACAUGGGUUAUGAUUUUACAGUUAUGACUGCUGAUAUUGAUGAAAAGAGCAUUAGGAAGGAUAAUGCGGAGGAAUUAGUGGUAGCUCUAGCAGAGGCAAAGGCAGAUGCUAUUAUGUCAAGGCUUGAAACAACUGAUCAUUUGGAGGAAAAUACUCAUCCCACUCUGUUGAUUACUGCAGACACAGUGGCGGUGUACCAAGGAAUUAUUAGAGAAAAGCCAUCAAGUAAGGAAGAAGCACGCCAAUUCAUCAAAAGCUACUCUGGUGGUCAAGCCACGGUUGUGGGAUCUGUUGUGGUGACCAACCUCACAAAGGGGAUAAGAAAAGGAGCUUGGGAAAGGUCAGAGGUAUAUUUCCAUGAGAUACCUGAUGAGGUCAUUGAUAGCCUGAUUGAGGAAGGAAUAAUACUUAAUGUUGCUGGUGGUUUAAUGCUUGAACAUCCACUGACGUUGCCCUUUGUUGAUACUGUGAUUGGAACUGCUGAUCAUGUCAUGGGACUCCCAAGAAGUCUCACUGAAAAGCUUAUUCAAGAAGCACUCUAGCUGCUGGGAGCCCACCAAAUGAAUAUCCUUACGAUCACUCUUAGUCUUCCUAAAACUCACUCUUUGCAAAAGAUUACUCUCUCUAGAUUUUUGAAUUUAUAAAAUUGUCUUUCUGAAGUGAAGGUUUGGAACAUGCCAAAAGGAAAAACUUGCUUCCAUCCCAUAAAGAAAGUUACUUCGCAAAUAUCGUCUUUUUCACUUGCUUUAUUGAACAUAUGGAUGUUGUAGUUAAUCUUUAAUACUCAAAAUAUUACUAAAUUAUUAUUCUUAUGCCUUAUAUUACUAAUUAUAGGAUUGUACCCUA